This is a messenger RNA of Neodiprion virginianus, 390 nucleotides long. Its product is annotated as ejaculatory bulb-specific protein 3-like. Lineage: Eukaryota; Metazoa; Arthropoda; Insecta; Hymenoptera; Diprionidae. Bases 1 to 390 code for a protein of 129 amino acids. The transcript is spliced from 2 exons. The record is from RefSeq and is a predicted model, not a curated record.
AUGCAAUCGACGAUGAUGGUAUUACCGGCGCUAGUUGUUGUGCUCUUGACUUUGGGAUCGACAAUGUCCCUCGAGACGUAUUCCAAUAAAUACGACAACGUCAACGUAGACGUUAUUCUUCACAGCGACCGACUCCUAAACCAAUACAUAGCCUGCGUCUUGGACUACGGACCUUGCUCUCCGGACGGACGAUAUUUCCGAACUAUUCUGCCCGACGCACUUGCCACGAACUGUGCUAAGUGUACGGACAAAAUGAAGGGUAAUGUUCGAAAGAUGUCGAACCACAUCAUGAAGCGGAGACCCGAGGACUGGGCCAAGUUUGUUCAGAAAUAUGACAUUGAUGGGAAGUACAGAGAAUCUUUCGCACGAUUUCUAAACGAACAGAGCUAA